This is a messenger RNA of Telopea speciosissima, 1048 nucleotides long. Its product is annotated as anamorsin homolog. The transcript has 8 exons. Lineage: Eukaryota; Viridiplantae; Streptophyta; Magnoliopsida; Proteales; Proteaceae. Gene Ontology annotation, biological process: iron-sulfur cluster assembly. The record is from RefSeq and is a predicted model, not a curated record. Gene Ontology annotation, molecular function: iron-sulfur cluster binding; S-adenosylmethionine-dependent methyltransferase activity. The coding region runs from base 37 to 846 and encodes 269 amino acids. Gene Ontology annotation, cellular component: cytoplasm.
AUCUUUAUCGGAGAUUGUGUUAUCAAAACUUCAGAUAUGGAUGUGAGUGUUAUAAAGGGAAACAUUCUUACACUUACAGACGAAGUGGUCAUACCUAUCAGUGCAGUUUCAACUGCAAUUAAGGCACUUGGGAGUGAAGUGGCUGUGCAGAAUGAUCCUCUAAUCAUCACCCAAGCCUCAUCUCUAAAAGAGCUGCCGGUUCAGUCCUCCUCUCUGGAUAUAGUUGUCUCGAUCUCAAGGACACUUGAACUUCUUGGAGGUCAAUUACUUGAAGAGAUAUCCAGAGUGUUGAAACCUGGUGGGGUGGUCCUAAUUCAGAUUCUGCAGCAGCCAAGCUCUACACUUGAACGUAAAAUACUGAUGGCGGGAUUCCUUGAACCACAAGUUCUCCAACUCAAACCAUUUGUACAGCAAGUUUACAUUCAGUCCCUUACGAUUAAGGCCAAAAAACCUUCUUGGAAGGUUGGUUCAUCGUUUUCCAUCAACAAGAAGGCACAAAGUUUGCCAAAAGUCCAAAUUAAUGGUGACAUGUAUCUUAUUGAUGAAGAUAGUCUUUUGACAGAGGAAGACUUGAAGAAACCACAAUUGCCACCUGUUGGUGAUUGUGAAGUUGGAAGCACAAGGAAAGCUUGUAAGAAUUGCACUUGUGGACGGGUUGAGGUAGAACAGAAAGUGCAGAAGCUGGGAUUGACUGCAGAACAACUGAACAACCCUCAAUCUGCAUGUGGCAAUUGUGGGCUAGGAGAUGCAUUCCGGUGCGGUACAUGCCCUUACAAGGGUCUCCCCCAAUUCAAAUUGGGUGACAAGGUCUCGCUCACUGGAAACUUCCUUGUUGCUGACAUUUGAUUUUUGGAGGACGAACUUGGUAGUUGCUUUACAUGAAUUUAAGGAGUUCUGGUCUUUAAAAAGUUAUUAAAUGUAGUGUAGUCGUUAAACCAUUAAUGAGUCUUGAUUCAAUCCAACUGAAACGCAUCAAGCAUAUGCCUCAUAGAAUUGUGCUUUCAGUAGGAGCCACCAUUGUUAUAGUGAAGUGGAAAACAAUUUUUCU